AUGGGUGAUAAUAAAGAUGAGGCUAAAGAUGCUCAUAAAAUGGGUGAUAAUGACGAUAAGAUUAGAGAUGCGCCUAAAGUGUCCAAAGUGACCAUAGGAACUGAAUCAGUCAAGACAAUCAACUCAGAAACUGGAACAUUACCUCAAGUGAGGAUCGGAUCCCAAUCUCCGCUAAUAUAUCCGGUCGGCGCUAAUGUUCACAUCGAUUGCCCCGCUUAUGACGAUCAGACAGAUCUACUGUUCUUUGAAUGGAGUCGUCCUUUGGAUCACAUUAUUGAAGAAAACUCAAGAAUAAGAACCACUUCUAAAGGAGUGCUUAAAAUAAAGUCUGCCAUCAGUACGGACAGCGGCAUCUACUUCUGUAAAGCCAUCAAUGGGUUUGGAACCGUUACCACUAAUGUCACACUUCAGAUCGUCACCAAUGAAGACUUGCAGUCACUUAACUCCCCAAUGGAUAACCUCUACCCCCGGGAUGACUACCAAUCAUUGAUUGAGUCAAAUAUUAAUUAUAAUUAUAAUGAAAAACCUGUAGUCAGUGAACAAGUGGUGCGAGAGUUACCCACACCGGUAGUCAUUAUAAAGUCUGCGGGACUUUCAGUGAAUAUGAACUGUUCAGCAAAUAGGGUCCGAUGGCUCAAGAAUGGACAUCAUCUCACUCUAAGACAUCUGCCCGAAGGCUCACACAAGAGUGGAGGUCUGUUAACCCUAUCGAAGGUGCGUUUGAUUGAUAGGGGGAACUACACCUGUGUUGAUAACCGAAAGCCAGAGUUAACGGGAUUUCAUCCAAUCAACACAUCUGUUGCAUUGGGAGACAAAGCUAUGUUCCACUGCAAUGUGUCCAGUGACACGAAACCUCACAUCCAGUGGUUAAAGAGAGCAAAGUUCGUGAACUCGGAUGAAGCCAUCAAAAGACGUUUGGUUAAAAUUAAAUCAAAUUUAUAUAAAGUAAUCAAAACGACUCAAGUGAUAGACAACGGCGACGGAAAUUAUUACAAUAAUCUGGUCAUAGAAAAGACACAAUUGAGUGAUUCGGGAGAAUAUAUCUGUUUGGCCGCCAAUACCGUCGGCUCCUUUGAGUUCACCUUUAAGAGCACUCGACUCACUGUAUUGUCGCCACAACUGUCCACUGAUGACAAUACAGAUUACGAGCCCUCCUUCUUAUCAGACUCCAACAUCUUUUGGAUAUUAAUUACUCUCAUACUGUCAGUGGCUAUGAUUUUGGUCGCAAUUCUAUGUUAUUUACAAAAGAGACAACAGAUUGAGGCAAAUGUUAACAGAAAUAUCAAUAACAACAUCGAGAGUGAAGACACAGAAGCGGAGACACAAAAGAGAGAGUUUACUAAUUAUUAUUUCAAACAUAACUCAAAUACGAGCUAUAAUUCAGCCCUUAUUCCCAAUCAAAUGAAUGGCAAUUAUUAUGCAAAUCGAUAAAAGACAUGACUUUUUAAAUGAACAAAACAUUUGUUUUAUACUCUAUAUUGUAUUAUAAAGAAAUCAUAACUCAUUUAAUAUUAUUAUUACCGG
Messenger RNA from Oppiella nova, 1524 nucleotides. NCBI's taxonomy places the organism in Eukaryota, Metazoa, Arthropoda, Arachnida, Sarcoptiformes, Oppiidae. The record is from the annotation of a GenBank genome assembly.